AUGUUCGGCAAGCUUUCGUCAAUUGCUGUUCUCGCCGCAUGCGUGACCAGUGCAGUAUCCGAAGAAACCGAGUUCAAGCUCUUUGCCUAUGGAAAACUCGCCUCGUCAGGCCUGCAGCUGUUCUACGGCGACGGCCAAGCAUACGUCGGUGGCACUCCAUCCUAUGUCAAGGAGUCGGUGAACAUCUCCCUGGUUAUGGCCGAUGGUGGCGACAAAUUUGUGGCUAAGGCCAACACCACGGCAUCUGCAUGGUCAACCGACCCCACGAUGUAUGUUGACCUUACAGAGGGAGCUACGAACCCUAUAGGCUUUACCCAGGACAAUGAGACGCUUCCAAGUGGCGCGUCUUCCGUUGGUUUCGGUCUCUACGGAGGGUGGGCGUUUCACAAGAAUGACGACGCGGACAUCGAAAUGAAGUUCCUUGCUACACCAACAAAUGAGACUGGUGUUUACUUGGUUAAGUGGAAUGCUGCAUCCACGAAAGUAAGCGAUGCCAUUCCGAUAUCGCUGCGCACUCAGGCCCCGGUUGCGCUUGACGACAAAUAG
Messenger RNA from Paraphaeosphaeria sporulosa, 546 nucleotides. RefSeq lists its product as uncharacterized. NCBI's taxonomy places the organism in Eukaryota, Fungi, Ascomycota, Dothideomycetes, Pleosporales, Didymosphaeriaceae. The transcript is spliced from 4 exons. The record is from RefSeq and is a predicted model, not a curated record. Bases 1 to 546 code for a protein of 181 amino acids.